GCUUCAUCACUUCGGCACCAGCACAACUGAGCGGAUUUACAGACACUCUUGUAAACUCAGCUUCAAAGAGCCAUGAAGGUCCUUGCUGUGCUCGUCCUGGCCGUUUUCACCGGCUGCAAUGCCAACCUCUUCUACGCUGACGCUCCCAAGCCUCAGCUGGAAGUAAUGACUGAUGCUUUCUGGGACUAUGUCGGCAAAGCCACCCAGACAGCUGAUGACACCCUUCAGAUGAUCAGAAAGACCCAGUUUGGCCAGGAUAUCAGUGCCCGUAUCACCGACGGCGCUGAAGCAGCCAGCCAGUAUGCAGUCACCCUGCAGGAGCAGCUCCCACCCAGAGCCCAGGAACUGAUCACCAGAGUCACCCAAGAGGCAGAAGAUCUGAGAGAACGCUUGAACACCGACCUGAACAACGCCCGGGAGAAGCUGGAGCCCUACACUGAGAACCUGAAGGUCCAGAUCAGGGAGAGAGUGGAGCAGCUGAAGCAGGAGCUGGCCCCCUACACCGAGAGUUUGGAUACUGAGACCCUGAGGACCACCGUCAUCCAGAAAAGCGAGGAGCUGAAGGCUCAGCUGGAGCAGAGUGUGCAGGAGCUGCAGACUCACCUGGGGCCCUACACCGACGACCUGAAGCAGAAGGUUGACCAGCACCUGGAAGACUUCAAGCAGAGAGUCGCUCCCGUGACCGAGAGAGUCCAGGAUCAGCUCACACAGAGAGCCCAGCAGGUGAAGGAAAUGGCUGCCCCAUACGUAGACAACCUGAGGGAGAGGCUGGACCCCUACGCCCAGGACCUCCAGACUCGUCUCACCUCCCUCUAUGAAUCCUACGUCAAGACCAACUAAGUCAAACUCCAGCUGACUCUGAACCAAAAGAAACUGCAUCAAAUAAAACAGAAUUUUCUCCCGGAUGCCAGAAACAUGGCAAUGCAACUUUAAUUGACCUGUUUGGAAAAGCUACAGUUGUUAGUUCAUGUAACGUUGUCAGAAAAGUGAUACAUAACAAAUGCAUGUUGGUCUGUGACCACAAGGUGUCCGCUCCCUAAUUUAUGAAAAUAAAACAAAAGCAAAAGAAACUUGA
Poecilia reticulata (guppy) is the source of this 1075-nucleotide messenger RNA. RefSeq lists its product as uncharacterized. The record is from RefSeq and is a predicted model, not a curated record. Gene Ontology annotation, cellular component: very-low-density lipoprotein particle; chylomicron; high-density lipoprotein particle. NCBI's taxonomy places the organism in Eukaryota, Metazoa, Chordata, Actinopteri, Cyprinodontiformes, Poeciliidae. Gene Ontology annotation, biological process: phospholipid efflux; cholesterol metabolic process; lipoprotein metabolic process. Gene Ontology annotation, molecular function: phosphatidylcholine-sterol O-acyltransferase activator activity; phospholipid binding; cholesterol transfer activity.